GAAGACGGAGCAUGGUCGUCAUCCUUGUCAUAGUGGACGAUGACGUCCUCGGCGAUUUCCUCACCGACUUGGCUGGACUGUCCGUUCUCAAUACGCAAAAUUUGCCCUUUUGGGUCGUACUCGACACGCGCCGGAAGCGCCUGGUUCCACGGAAUUUCAUUCACGUGCUGGGCCACGGUCGUCCUCCAUAUCUUCUUGCCAAGUGCUUGUUGUGGUAAGCCGUCAAAAAGCGUCCUGUUUCCGGGUCGCCAAUGAAUACCACCAUUAUCCAUUGCGAGGAUUGCGGAACGCGACCAGUGAUGAUGGUGCGCCGCUCGCCGUCUGAGGUGCGUAUUUCGUAUCGCUCGAAAGGUUCGGCAAUUACUUGCAUGAUCCAUUCCGGCCUGAUGCUGUCAUGCCGUUCCAGGGCGGUGACCCCAUGGCCGGCAACUUUUGGGAGACGCUCGAAUGCCUGACGCAACGCCUCGACAUCGUCAUCCCUGCCUGGUGGUCCGGAUCUGGAAUGUUCUCCCGGGUCGCUGUUGGUGGCGGGAUGUUCGUUUCCGUGCACUGCCUUCGGAUGAGUUUCGGGGAAAUGGCCUCUCCCCGGCUACGCCGCUGCACCGGUCAGUUCAGCAACCUGCGGCAUCACCUUGUUGGCCAGCAGCCGGGUGGAAUGCUCCCACGCGGCGUUGUUCUCCGACUGGUCGUAAACCAGCAUCAGGAGUCCGCCGAACCCGCCCACGUCGCCGUACAGCCGGUGGAUCUUCUCGGCCACGGUGUCGGGGGAGCCGAUCAGCCACAGGUGGUCCGCCAUGUACUCGAUGGUGACGGCCUCGUCGGGCACCUCGUCGUUGUGCUUGAAGACCUUCAUCAGGUCGAACUCACGGAACAGCGGCAGCAGGUAGUCGUGCCAAACGCGCCCCAGCAUGCCGUUCAGCGCCAGGUCGCGGGCUUCCUCGUCGGUGUCCGCGACAUACACGUCCCGAACCAGGCGCCAGUCGGCGCGCGACGGUGUCCGGCCGGUGCGCUGCGCCCCCUCCUCGAUGGCUUCCCAGUGGCUGCGGCAAUAAUCGUUGUUCAGGGCCAGGCUCAUGGGGAUGAAGCCGCGCUCGCCGGCGAUCAUCAGCGUGGGAGACUUGUAGCUGACGGACGCCACAGCGAUCGGCGGAUGCGGCUGCUGGUAGGGGCGCAGGAAGAACUUCAGGGUGCCGUACAUGGGCUCCGGAAUGUUCACGUUCCAGUACUUGCCCUUGUACUCGAAGGCCCGUCGUUCUCCCAGAUCUUCAGGAUGAUGUCCAGGGAUUCGCGCGUCAUGUCCCGGUGUUCGCCGUUGUUGCCGUCGACGUCGAACAGCGCCCAGUCGCUGGGCAGGCCGCUGGCGCCCACGCCGAACAGGAAGCGCCCCUGGGAGAUGUGGUCGAGGUAUGCCACUCGGUGAGCCAGCUCGGCGGGGUGGUGGAACGGCAGCAGGUGCGCGCCGGAGCCCAGCUUGAUGCGCUUCGUCUUCAUCAACGCCUGGGCGAUCAGCAGGUCGGGCGCCGGAAUGGGCUCCCAGGGCGAGGUGAAAUGUUCUCCGAUCCAGGCUUCGUCAAAGCCCAACUCGUCGCACAGGGUCAGGUAUUCCAGGUCCCACUGGUGGGCGUCGUAGAUGUUCCGUUCCGGCGGAUGCGACGGCAUCAUAAACAGUCCGUACUUCAUGGCUCCUCCCUGAACCGUCUGCGCCCGGCAACCACGCCGGCCUCAGACCCUGUUGGUUGCCGUACCAUAGCA
Molecule: messenger RNA, 1752 nt
Organism: Geodia barretti
Lineage: Eukaryota; Metazoa; Porifera; Demospongiae; Tetractinellida; Geodiidae
Source: the annotation of a GenBank genome assembly